This is a messenger RNA of Arachis ipaensis, 911 nucleotides long. The record is from RefSeq and is a predicted model, not a curated record. Lineage: Eukaryota; Viridiplantae; Streptophyta; Magnoliopsida; Fabales; Fabaceae.
AGAUCACUCAGUGGACUAAACCAAAACAAAGUUUACUUCGGUCAAACGGUCAAACUCAGCCUAAGCGACACCGUACGUGUAUAAAAUACUGAUAGCACAUAGCACCACAACACAGACAGAAUAGAGCGAGUACACAAUACGCUCAAAUUUCUCAACCACCUGACAAUGGUCAACAAGGAAGGGUCAUCAGCGCCGACAUCUCCGCCAACGCCGGUGCCAAGGGUUGCGGUGGUUGUUUUCAUCUUGAAGGGAAAAUCUAUAGUGAAGAAAUUUAAAAACAAAAUUAUGACAUUUAUUAGCAGUCUUUUAUUUUAUUUAAAAAAAAAUAGAUGUAUUAAUUGUGAAAGGGCUAUUUCGGACUUUGCACUCUCAGGGGAGAGCUUUGAGGAUUGUGCGGCAAGGGAAGUGAGAGAGGAAACAGGAUUGGAGGUUGGGAAAGUGGAGCUGUUAACGGUUACAAACAACGUGUUUUUGGAAGAGCCGAAGAAGUGCCAUUACGUCACUAUCUUCAUGAGGGCAGUGUUUGGGGCAAAUGAAGCAGAGCAAGUGCCACAGAAUCUGGAGCCGGAGAAGUGUGAUGGGUGGGAGUGGUAUGCGUGGUCUCAUUUGCCAAACCCGUUGUUUGGGCCUCUUGAGAGGAUGGUCAAAGGGGGUUUUGAUCCAUUUCCAGUGUAAAAUCCUUUUUGGGCUUAGUUCGGUUUGGUUUGGUUAACUUUGGGUUAUAAUAGAUCCGCAUGAGCAUUGUAAUCUUAAGGUUUGUAUUUAUUUCAUCUUUGGGUGCUGCGACUUUGUAUUGGAAUUUGGUGAGGCAAGAAAUGAACGAGCAAGCAUAAUUGGAUUGGAUUCACCAAUUUCAAAUAACAUAUGAUAUGCUGAUAAAAUCAUAAUCGAACCGACUUGAGUUAGUCGAG